UAUGUAGUUCGUAUGUUUCUCUUUUUUAAUCAAAGUUAUUGUCGUAUGCUCGAGGAGAGCUUCUUCCGCGAUCGCACCGCUGAUUUUGUUAUGAUGUUCCUGUUUGGAGGUGGGCUAAUGGUUUUCUUUGGACUCUUCGUGAAUCUGCUUUUUCUCGGGCAAGCUUUCACAUUAAUGCUAGUUUAUGUAUGGUCACGCCGAAAUCCGUUUGUGCGUAUGAAUUUCUUUGGUGUGUUAAAUUUUCAGGCGCCUUACUUGCCAUGGGUAUUAAUGUGCUGUUCAAUGAUACUGGGCAACACUAUUUGGGUCGAUGUUGUUGGUAUGGGUGUAGGCCAUAUUUAUUAUUUCCUUGAAGAUGUUUUUCCGCUUCAAGCUAACGGCUAUAGAAUCCUCAAAACUCCGCAUUUUUUAAAAGUCUUAUUUAACGAGCACAUUGAUAAUAACAAUCCUCCGUGGGUUGGCGACCGUCCAGGUGGCUUCCAAUGGGGUGCUGAUGAAGGAGAAAACUUGGGCGCUCAAGCACCAAACGUUGGUGCAGGUGAUGGCAACGACGCUAAUUUGAGGCGGUAAAACUUUCUUGUUUUAUUUUUUUGGUUUUGUAAUUUGAUCACCCAUUGUACUGAAAAAAUUGCACAUUCAUUGCGAAAAUGCAUACGUAAGAAGGAAAUGGCUUAGCACUUAAAAAAAGUAUUGAAAUAGUAAGACGGCAAUAAAUAAACCAACUAAAGA
Molecule: messenger RNA, 729 nt
Organism: Rhagoletis pomonella (apple maggot)
Lineage: Eukaryota; Metazoa; Arthropoda; Insecta; Diptera; Tephritidae
Product: derlin-2-like
Exons: 3
Coding region: 13-570 (185 amino acids)
Biological process (GO): endoplasmic reticulum unfolded protein response
Cellular component (GO): Hrd1p ubiquitin ligase ERAD-L complex; endoplasmic reticulum membrane
Molecular function (GO): ubiquitin-specific protease binding; misfolded protein binding
Source: RefSeq, a predicted model, not a curated record